UUUGUUUACUUCAUUUGUUUAUUAAACAUACGGUGGAUUUGAAUUACUGGAAAUACAAAUUCGUUUAUAAUGAGAGUUCGUACAUCAGAAAAACGUAAAGCAUCAUCAGUAAACAAAAAGAAAUACAAAGUGGCUGCGUCUACAACACAAGAGAACACAAAGCUUAACGCAGACACACGGAAAAAAGUGUUUUACACUAUAGCAGUAUUAUGUUUAGCUGCAGGGAUUGGAAUGCUACAUAUGUAUCAUGUGUCCACGAUUUUUGAAAAUGACACUCAUUUCUCCCACUUAGCUACAGUUGAACGUGAAAUGGUAUUCAGGACAGAGAUGGGCUUAUAUUAUUCCUAUUACAAGACUCUAAUUGAAGCUUCAGAUUUAACAGAAGGCAUGUACAAGAUAACCCAUGACAACUUAACAGAAUAUCCUUCCACCAUCAAUACUGUUCAACGUUUCACUUUGUAUCCUGAGAUUUUUGUGGCAGGAUUUUAUCGGUUAUAUAUGAGUGUGAUGGAGUACAUGGAGUUGCCCACUAAACAGUGCUGGAGGGUCGAAAGAGGUCAAAAUCUUCUUCCCGUGAUGAGUUGUGAAGGUCUCGGAGACCCUAUGUUUUUCUACGUCCACAUAGUUUGGCUUAUGUCUGGGAUGACCACAAUGGUGAUGUUUGCAUAUGGAACAUUUAUCAGUGAAUCAGUGGCGGGUGGAUUUUUAUCAGUCUUGUGCUUUUUCUUUAACCAUGGAGAGUGUACACGAGUCCAGUUUGCUCCUCCGUUGCGUGAGAGCUUUGCAUACCCGUUGUUUUUGUGGCACAUGUUCACAGUGACUGCUUACUUGACAUUCCUGGUGGGGAAAGAAAAUCACCAGGUCAACACUGAGAAUAAAGAUUUACUCAAAAAACUGUUCAAGGGGUCGAGUAUUCUUUUGAUAGUUUGGAUGUGCGGAUGCACUGUCGCUCCUCUCGUCACGUGGCAGUUUUCACAGUUUGUACUUGCAAUAGAGGCAGCUGCAGUUUUUGCCAUGUAUGCUCUUAGGGUUGUCAACAAGUACACACUUGUGGUUAUCAUGUUGGGACAGGGGGUUGGUGUCACUGUAGCAAUUCUGGCAUUGUACGGCAACGUGAUGCUCAUUUGUUCCGUGUACACAUGCCUGUUGAUUUGCGUGCUUGUGUUUGUGCUCAUACUGGAACCAAUAUUUAUGCGUGCCUUAAACCCCAGCAUCAGACCCUUUCUAGCCAUGGCUCUGGUGGUAUCUUUGACUGUUGGGUUCAAAAUUGUGGUUUCUCAGUGGUUGGACAACCAAGAUGAUGGACAUAUUCUAAACCUUUUGUUGUCUAAGUUUACGGAUUACAAAGAUUUCCACACCCUUUUAUACACGUGCUCAGAGGAAUUUGACUUUCUCCCAGCAAUGACAUUACACAAAAUGACCUCAACACUGCUCAUUCCUUCUGUGAUUGUUAGCCUUUUGCUGGUGAAUGUUUAUUGGCUUCGUACGUUUUUGGACUUGGACGUGAGCUGGAAUGGAAAACGUAAAAAAAGCAGCACAUUCCCUGCAAUUUUGUUCAAUACAAUAAUGCUGGUUCCAUUCACUGUGAUGGCAGUGUUGAUGAUGAGGUUGAAACUUUUUUUUUCCCCUCAUCUCUGUGUUAUGACAGCUCUACUUGCUUCCAGAAAAUGUUUUUGGUUUUUAAACCGGCAAGAAAUUCACUGGACAUUGAUAGCUCUAUUGAUCAGUGGAAUGAGCAUAACUGGAUUGAAGAACCUAAAUGAACAACAUUCUAUAGUUGGGGAGUACAGCAAUGUUGAACUUGAGGAACUUCUCCUCUGGGUUAACAGCACCACUAGUAGGACAGCCGUGUUUGCCGGUCCAAUGUCUGUGAUGGCUAACUUGAUGUUAUCCACUCGCCGACCAGUUGUCAACCAUCCUCAUUAUGAAAGUGCUGAUUUGAGGAGGAGAACCUUAAAGGUGUAUUCAACGUUUAGUCGAAAAAGAGCAGAAGAAGUUUACACAAUUCUGGCCAGUAUGCAAGUUAACUAUGUGGUUUUAGAAGAUUCAUGGUGUUUUCGAAGACCUGGGAUAGGUUGUAGCCUAGUGGAUCUUUGGGAUACUGAGGACCCAGAUAACAGACACAGACCUCCUCUCUGCCCAUCUUUAGUCUUGAAGGAUGCUGCUCCAUUCCAGAAGGUGUUCAUAAAUGACAUGUACGUAGUUCUUCAUCUGGGCGCACAGUAUGUUGAGCUCACCAUGCGGGAGUACAAGAUAUGACAUCACAGGCUGUCAUGGUGAACAAGCGAUUUUUGAUGUAUUGCAAACAGAACCACCAUUUGUUAGUGGAAUUUCUCAACCAUAAUGUUUGCUUGAGUUAUUCAAGUGCCGGCAUAAUGGUUGAACACAGUCAUCUGUGUAUUAGUGUUUGUGUAUAACUGCAUACUGACUUUACUCAGAAUUCUAAUACUGCUGAAUCUGUAGUGAAGUUUGCAAACUACGAGAUAUUACAGGGCCAAGAAACUUGGUGUAUUGUUGUGUGAAGUGUUUUUUUAUAUUCCCAUUGUCAAUCAAUGCUGUUGCAGAGCAGUAUGGAACUGUGUGUUUGAAAGCCUUAUGUUAAAAAUUACUAGGUUUAUAGUUUCAUGAGAUCUGAAACAAAUGUAAGUGCUUUAGUAACAUUUAUGAUGCAUAUUUUGAUGGUAUUGUAAUUUCCUAGUGAUGGUUAUAUUAUAGACAUUUAUUGGCUUCCUACAUUUUGUGUAUGAACAGUGGGUUGAUGAAGCUGUGCCACUUUGUGUUUGUAUUUAUUCUGUGAACAAACGUCGCACAAAGUCAGAUGGUAGCUACCCAGCUGGCCUAUUAUGCAUGCUGGAGGACGGCUUCUUGGGCAUGAUUUUGUUGUGUGCUUACAAUUUGACUCCACGGACUGGAUGGAAUUUUUAAAAAAAGCAUUCUUCUAUAGACUUCAUCAUUGUGUACAGGUUAAGAUAAGAGUUAGGAUGUUCUGACUAUCCGAUGAGGUUAGAUAGCGGGGGUUGUGUAGGCUUCCACAGGAUCACGAGUUCUCCUGGUGAUUCAGGGAUACCAGAGUAAGGAGAGACCGCGUUAGCACCACUUGCACUAAGGUGUAGGGCUUGGACCCAUGAUGUACUAACUGGGUUGCUAAUAUGUUUUCUGCAUUGGAGCAAAAAGUCCUAAGCCAUGGGUGGCCAACUUUUUAAAUUACAAGAGCUUAUUUCAAACAUUAAAAAAUAUAGCGGGCCAAUUUGUAACGUGUGUGAUAUUUUUAGUAUCAACAACAAACAUUUGAGUUUGUUAUAGACGAUAAGUACAAGCAACUGAGUAUUAUUAUAUCAGUUAAAUAACACCUCUUAUCUAUAGCAAUUUAGAUAAAAUGUAUUUAGCUAGGCAGUCAAGUAGUGCUUUGUGGUUGGUGUGACAGGCCAAUGUCCAUGCCAUGUUGUGCCAAAAAUGACCCCCGGGCCAUGGAUUGUCCAUCACUGGCCUAAGCUCAAUCAAAUGAUCAAAUUAGGUCUUAAAUGGAGAAGGAGCUGUUGGGCACCUCAUGUAGGGAAGGUGUAGGGCAGAAGAAAAUUCUUACACCUAGUUUGAGUUACGAUGAGCCUUAAGGUGAGAGGAAGUGGACAUGCAGAAAAACAGUCGCACAGUUUUGUUGACAAAAUGACAUUAUAAAUGGCUCUACUGUCCCUGAACAAAUUUUUUUAUAAUUCCAUAAUGCAACUCUCACUUAUGACGAAUUUUAUAUUGUAUUGAACUCACGUAUACUAUACUAAAUGACACAUGCAUUGGCUAUACACUGCUUGAAUGAUAAUGUUUGGUCUUCACAAUAAUGCAGUUGCAGACAUUUCUCUUUACACUUCUGUUAACAAAUUUUAUCUACAACCAAUUUAAUUUCCAUAUUUAUUUGUUUUUGAGCAGGAUAAAAAAUAAAACAAUUUAAAUACAAACUAAAGUACAAUAAAAAGUCUUUUAUCUAGCACAUUCGGGACCACAACCAUGCCGUAUUAGAAAUUUUUUCGGAUUGAAAAGUUGUCUUAUACCAAGCUUUACCCCAACAACUUUUAUUGAAAAGUUGUCUUAUACCAAGCUUUACCCCAACAACUUUUCAUUAACCAUGUAUGCGAGAAAACUUUUUUUUUGAGACUCACAUUGCUUCUAUUGCUCUGAAUUGUUUUGUUGUCCGACAAAAGUCACUAGGUGUAAUUAUCGUAUUUACUUGCAUAGGCAAUGCCCUUAAAUAAGCCUUGCACCCCUAAUAUUAAGACCAUAACCAAAAAUAUUGAUAAUUUAGAAUUGGCCUUCCACCAAACUUUUUAAAACAUAACUUGUGACCAUAUUUCAAGUUUCUAUUAUAUGUUUAUUCUGGACUUAAGGAAUAAUAAGAAUGAUAAAUUUUCUAAGGUCUUGUGUUAAACUAAUAGCAUUUUCAAUACCAGUGUUCACAUCUGCCAGUUGCUUUUUUCAUUACCCUUUAUUUUUGCUACAAGAAUAUUAUUAAUGUAUCUGUAGCCUCCUUAGAACCAUGGUUCUAGGAAAUUACAUUGCGUGCACACAAAAAACACUCAUAGCAGCCUCGUGCUAGAACGAGGAUGCAGAGGGUUUAAUAGUUUAGUAUUGACUGUAGUUACAGCAUAGAAAAGUACAGAUCGUAGUGUGUAGGACAACAUUCGUGGCAGGAAAUUAUAAACAAAAUUCCAAUUACUGUUUUAUUCAAAAGCACUAGGCCUAAAAAGGCUCGCAUUAAGACUCACAAAUGCAGGUACGACUGCUCAUACAAAUACUCUAUCAGGCAAAGAAAAUAAGCAUCAACAGACAGCAUAAGAGUAGAAAAUACAGUAAUGAAAAAAAAAUUAUUACAUAUCACCAAUACCACUGAGCAAAAAAAAAAGCUAGACGCUACACUGAGCGUAUCUUAACCAGUUGCGUGUUUACACCAAUCGAUCAACCUCAGUUACAAAGAAAAUUUGGUGGUGCACAAUAUAACCUUGAGACACACAUGUCUACCAAAUAACGCCACCACCGGGCAACGUGUGUAACAAACAAAACAAAGAUUAAAUGAAUGCAUAUACUAAACUAUACAUGAGCCCGUGAGCAAGAACACCGUGUGGAGAAAAGACGGCCAAUACAUAGUCUUAAACUAUCCAAGUCACGUGCGUAAAACAGACGUCACGUCCCUGGGGAAACCAAGCCAAAUUAAAGGAAUCACGUCCACAAACAAACCCGGGCUGAAGGCUCACACAUGCAGUGAGAAAAUCCGGGCACUGCAAGAAAAAAACGUGCUUUACACUGGAAGUGUCCCAUACAACACAAAGAAAAAUUGCCCACAACAGGCAAAAAGCAUCCAAGUUAUGACACCGGGCACAGCUUUUUCGCAAUUACACAUUUAACGACGAAGUUUGUUCAUCGUGAAAUUGAACAUAGAAUUUAAUAAAAAUGCCCUUGCAUUUAAUAAAAUAAGUAUUAGUAAGUUUAAGAAAGAAUUUCGGCUUUAAUCUCUAACCCAGACGCUCGUGGUGCGCUGGGGCCGAGAUUAAAAUUAGUCGAGAAUAUUUUACGUUUUUAUGUCUUCCAGUGCUCAAAAUGAUAUGCAAUUGUGGCCCCGGGCACAAAAUUUUAUUUAUAAUUCAUUAAUAAUAACGCCCCUCGCGAUAAACAAAGGAAAAUAUGUCUUAACGAGUGCCUGGUUGUCGCGGAAGCCGAUAGAUAGCGCGAUUUGUUCGGUUUGCGUCCGUCACCGUAGAUGGCAGCACCGAAGGGGAAUUAUAUUAUUUUGUUUUUAUAAUACGGUUUUAUAACAAAUACGCAUCCCAAUUACACCAAACUUAUUUAUAAUGUGUUACAAUAUUUUUUUUUAACAUUGUGCAAAAGAUCCCAGGUGUAAUUUGAAUAAUUAUGUGUAACUGUAAAACACCAUUGUUCGUACAAAAACGUAUUUGAAAAUUCAACAUUACUUUUAAAUAACCGUACCGAUUGUGCUGAAAAUCGGUGGACGAUCGUUAAACUACAAAAUAUUAAUAAUUCAAACGACGAAAACAUGAUUGAAAAGUCAAAUCAAUGGUUGUUCCAAUCGAGUGGAAGAGAGAUAGAUGCGGCGCAAGCGUACAAUGAGCAUAACGGGACACAUUGUAGUGGGACAAUGUGCGUUACGGGACACUUUUUCGUGUGUGCAGCCGGCGUUCAUCGAUUUAUUAGACGUCACGUCAAAAUUAAAUUCAACUAUUGUUUAUUUUAAUUACACAUAGAGCUCUUUAAAUAAACUAUAGAAACUAAAUCUUAAAAAAAGUAAGAUUUAACAUUUUUUAAUAAAUUUUUGGAAAAUUAUUAUUGCAUUGGCAAUAUCAGUUUAAAUAGUUCAGUAUUUCCUCUUUAAGAAAGAUAUUUUUGUAUAUCUCGAUAACUUAAAUCUUGGUGGCUCAGUGUUCAAUCAAAUACCAUGACGAUUUAUAAAAAUCAUGAAUCAUGGCCUUAAAAGCUGUACUUUACAAUAUUUGUAUGUAGGAAAUAUUAUUAUUUUUUUUUUUAAUAUUUGGUAGUCAAAGUUUUUUGGCUUUAAUUUAGAUUAAAAGGAUUGCUAAACAUUUGAAUUGUAGACUCUUACAAAUAGGGCACUCUCAUUCAAAAUGUUUCAUUUUUGAAUAUUUUGUAAUUGCUAACCAAAAUGAUGUAUGUGAAUUUAUGACUCCAAUUAAAUGAAUAUUGUGGUAAUUAUUUUAUGAAAAUAAUUUUUAUUCAUAGAAGAAUUAAAUGUUUUGAGGUAUGGUUAGGGACAUGUAUAUUAUGCGAAAAAAUCUGAGCACUCAUUAGACCAGCAAAUUCUUGUGAUUGGCGGCGGUCUGCAAAAGAAGUAAUUACCUAAUUUGGCUGGUCCAUUGAGGGUGCAUUUGCUUCUGCACAGAGUUGCUGUGAUUCAUGUGCCAACAGUAUACAUGUACCUGAAAGAAACUCAACCAAUCACAAAACACUAAGACUGUGUGAAUAUCAGGGUUUUUUUUUUAGUUCAAAUCGAAUGUGAAUACAAAUAUGAUAUUCGAAUGGUAAGAAUUAGAAUCCCACAAAAAAAAGCUUUCACUUUAACAAAUACAUAUUGAAAGAAAAAGUAAAUAUGUAGUGGCUUCUGGGAAAUUAGAUAAAUAAUUAUAAAGUGAAAGGUUGGUUAGUUUAAGUCAGCUACUAUUACUAUAGAUAAAAUUUUGUUGAAAUGUUCCAAUUAUGAAAGGAAAAUAUAAAUAAUUUUUGUUUUUAAUUUUGAUCAAAAAAGGUUCUGCAAAAAAAAAUAUUUUAAUUAACAGUGUAAAGCAAAUAUGUAAGGCAAUUGCAGUGUGUGAAUAAACUUCAAGAAUGUGGGUUUAAAAAGAAUGUACAGUGAGCAGUUUUAAUGUAUGGUUAAAUAUAAUGUAGGUCUAAAAAAAAUUUAAAACUUGUUUGUUUGAAUUUUUCACUGUGUAAAAAUAAAUCAUUUUUAUAUUAACAUUUAUUGAUAAUAUUUUUUUACUUGUAACUAAAGUGUAGUAAAACAGUAGCUUCUUAGAAUGUUCCUCUUUUGAGUAUGCAACCAGGUGUUUUCCAUGAGAUCUGUACAAGUUUUUUCUCUUCGCCGUCCCGUUCUGAACUAAUCACAGAGCUGGCAUGCCGUAUUUCUACCCUCUGAUCUGAAAACUGUCAACUUUAACACCCGCACAGUGUUUUGAUUUUUUACCGACACAUAUUUAUUUAUCCUUAUCAGUAUGCUGUCAGUUCUAAUCUAUUUUUAACGACCUGCCAGAUUCUCUUCUCCGUAAAAUACUUUACCUUAUAACGUGGAUGUUGGUAAUGGUUCCGAAUUACUGUCUUAAAUUGGGCUUUACUAUCUUAGUCUUCUCAAAAUUUAAGUGGCCAGAUGUAGCAAAAUUCUCAACAUAAUUAACCCUGAAACAUUACGAAUAUCCUUUGGAAAUUUUGUCCCGACGAGAAAAUCUUCUGUGAUCCCAAAAUUUUUCCAUACUUUCAAGAUCACGCAGAGCCGUAUUCUUAAACGACUGAAUAUUUGCUUUUUCGAAGUUUUAGUAUUCAAAAUCAAUUCAAAUACCAAUAAUAAACUAUUCAUUUUCAUAUUCAAAUAUUCGCACAAGCCUACAAAAAACAGAUGAUGAUGCUACGUUGUUUUGGCUGGCAAACAGUCCCAAGAUAUUUUGGCAAAAUACACAUGACCCUAGAUAUGUUGUAUUCAAUUUUAAAUAUAUAGCAAAAAUUUAGGUUCAGAAUUUAAAAUAUAUUUUUCUUUAAAAAAUGGAGAUUUAACUAUGAUAAUAUACCUCUAUCUUAAUUAUUUUAAUGUUUGUGGUUAAGGCAUCUACAUAAUUUUUUUUUUUAAUUGUGCACCCAAUAGUUGGUUGGUGUAUUAAAACACAGUGGUUUUACAAUAUGUACAGCCCUCCAAAAACUUUAAAAGCAUAACCAGACAUAAAAUAAAUGUAAGACUUAAUUAGCAUUUUCCUAUUUGAUUUUCUGUAGAAUUAUAUCUGUAUUAGACUAUCAACAUAAGUCUCUAAAAUUAUGAUGGAGUUUUAAUACAAACAAGGAAGUGCAUUUGAAGCAGCUGUGAUAAGAUUUUUAUAAACAAAGCCAUUGCUUCAUAGUAAUUAAAAUCUAUGUUUUGCCAUAUGGUGACAGGAAUGAGGUGCUUAGGCUUUCUGCCUGUUUUUAGAUAUAACUUGAAAACAAAUCUUUCUUAAUGAUGUCAAUUUAAGUUGGUACUAAAUUUAAUUAAUUUUUUGUACGGAGUAAAGUUGAGAGUACUGAAACAGUUUUGGAGCCUUAUUGUAAUUUUAGAUUCCUUUUCUGUACAUAGUGAAAAGUUAGUACUGAAACAUUUUCAGAGUUCAUUUUAAUUUUAUAUUUUAUUGAAUAUUAAGAUAUACUACACAUUUUCUUAUUUUGUGCCAGGUAGUUUCAUUCUUUACCAAAGUGUAUGUUUGUAAAUGAUAAUAAUUAGUGUUAGAAGUUUUCUGCUCUAUGUUUGUGUUUGAAUGUUAAUGUUGAAUUUAUUUAAAAUAAUAUAUUUAAUUAAAUAUAUAUAUAUAUAUUAGUGUUCUAUGAGUGUGUUUUAGUUUUUUUUUUGUCUUACUGCAGCUGUUAGUUUUUUUUUUCAUUUACUUUAGUUACUUAUUUAUUUAUUUCCUGUUAAUAUUUUACUAAUAACUGUGUUCCUGUGAUCAUUAUAAAUGCUACUUAUUUGUUUGUUUAUCCUGAUGAUUUAGGGAUUGAAUGAUGUUACACUAACUUCUCCAUAUUCAGAAUCCAUGUUUAUUUUGUGUCUGUCUGGAAAAGGCAUGUAGAUGUCACGAGGCACAUCCAGAAAAUAAUUUUCAACUGCUCUUACCUGUCGUACACUGGCAGUGGAAAGACAUGUUCAUAUUUAGAAUCUCUAAGGCCAGGGCCACACAAGCGAGUUUUGACAAUCACACUUAAGCUACUAAAGUCAAGGCUGCAAUUCUCACUCAUAGGGUGUUGGACGGCAGCAGUUUUUGUAGCUCAAAUGGGGCAGCGGAAACAGUUUUUUGCCCGUUGUACAUGCGGCAGUUAUUUCCCAGUUUAAAAUAGGAAAACACUACAAAUGUUUUUUCAACGGAUGUCUAAUAUAAAUUAACUGCACGCUUGAUAUUCUGGUUAUUAUGUAUGUAUGUCUGUGGUGUGCAAUAAGCAUACAGAAUUCUAGCGGUCAGUCUGUAAUUGACAGUGCCAGUUGAUAAACGUAUAUUAUAGCAUAUCAAAAAAUAACUUUUCACUGUAAAAAUAGGUUUCAAUAACUUAAACAAAAUAUAAUUUUUGUGUCUCAUUAGCUUUGUCUCAAAAUAAUAACGGGAAAAAUUAUAGGUAAAAUUUAAAGAUGUAAUGUAGCGAUGGUUCUCUCGGGAAGAUUAAAUAUUUUUGGGAGAGGGCAAGUGUGAGUGUAAUUCACAUUGAAAAAAUUUGCUAGUGUGCAAAAAAUUGUGAAUCAAGUUAUGCAAAAACAGUCCAACCCUCAUAAAUUAAAAAAAAAUUAAAGUGUAUCUUUUUCUGGGUGACUAAACAUUGAUUCCAUAAUGAUAAAUUAUUGUUCUUUGGCUAACUUAUGAAAUUGUUCUGAAUAAUUUUUGUUGCUAGUUAUCUGAGGUUUGAACAUACAUGGCUUGGAUGGCUUCACCAUUACACCACUCAGUUAAUUGUACUAUACUUUAAACAUUUAUGCAGUGAACCAAGAGUGCCCUAAAAUCUACUAUUUUUUGGAAUUAAUCAAGAAAUUUACAUGGUAGUUUCUCAAGGUAUUAAGCGCUUUUAAAAAAACAUUAGAACAUUAUAUAAAAAUAUACAUGUAUAGGAUUAGGAAACUAUCCAAUUGAUUUACAUCUUCAGCUUGCUUAGUCUAGAUUUUUCACUACACAGUAAUGUGCAUCUUUGGUUAGUUACCAAGUGGGAAGACCUGAAAAGACUAUUUUGGCGGACCGGCUUUUUAAAUAUUGCCCAUGUUUCAUGGGACAGAUGACUAGUCCCAUGAAAAUAAUAGACCCUGGCAGGUGAUAAAAACCGCUUGUCUUAACUUCAUGUCUGUGGUUUCUAUUUCUUCAGUAAUAAGAAUUACAAAUCCACAGUGGUAAAAUUUGCUCGUGUGGCUCUAGCCGAAGAGUCUGUUAUGUUUAAAACACUCCAUUGGUCUGCAUGUCAUUAAACAUGGUCACACAGGUUUCUGACUGCAUCUUUUAUAUUGUGUUUAAUUACUUGACAUUCCUAAGCCAAGCAUGAAACCAUUACAGUUAUUUUUUUGUCUGGUAUCAUGUAGCAAACUCACUUUUAUUCUUGUCAAAAUAUAACACUAUUUAGUUUUGCAGGGGCAAAAUCAGAACAUUCAGCAUAAAAUCUGCUAUUGCAAUAAAUAAAUGUAUGGUAAUGUACUCUGUAUCACAAUUUUCUCCUUUCCUUCUUUUAAAAUCUAUGUUUGUUUAUCCCCAUACUUUUACAUUCAGUUAGUAAACUUCACAAUGUGUAGCUUAAAUCUUUUUUGGUCAAAAAUUUCUUGUGACCAUGUUAAACAACUAACAGGUAAAUGGAAUUUUUAAAACAUGAUAACCAGUGCUUAUUUACCAUAAGUAUGAUUACACAUUUACUUAAAGAUAAAGUACUUAAUUCUUGAGUGAAUGAUCAUAAAGAAGCAUAAAUAUAGCUUGACAUUGCAGGGUGUGAGGAAAGUAUCUACAGAUGUUACUUGAUCUCUGUAUGUAUAUAUUUUUCCUGUAUAUUGUCAUUAAUGUCAUAAGAAACAUCUGUUAACUUUAAUAACGUAUAAAUGUGUUUGUGUCACUGAAAGGGAAAUUUGUAACAAGUUGUGAUGAAAGAAUUUAGUGUUCAUGUUUUUAUUUUAAACAAGAGAUGUGACUUGCUCAAAGAGGUGCAUUGUGGAAAUGACAUAUUAACAAGGAUGAAAUUUUUAUGGACAGUGUAAAAGCUGUAAAGCUGAGGAAAAUAUUGAGGCAUGACACUAUGAUUGUUAAAAACUGCAUUACAUGUUAACUGUUUUUUAUCAUCUGAAGAUGUCUUUCUAGGCUGACAUUACUAAAUGUAUUUUUUUAGAUGUUGGAACAUCAUGUUGCAUAUAUGUAUAUCUAGGGGAUUGUUUUAUUUAAAUUACAUAUUUUCAUGAUUCUGUACACACAUAUAUAGUAAAUUAUAUUUUAUUCAUGGUGAUCAAUAUUUCAAUAUGUAGUACUUCUGAUGAAUAUGUUAACAUAAAAAAACAACAGAACAAAUUUUAUGUUAACAGGAUAAGCAAAUUAAUGUUAUUUGAAUCUGCUGCACAAAAUUUUAGUUAUUAUUUUGCUGAAGGUUUGACUGGAAUUCAUUGUACCUAUAUUUCAUUAAUUUUGAUCAAUGAAUCACUGGUAAUUUGACACACCGUAGACAUAUUAAAAUUAUACAAUAUAAUCCAUUCCAAACCAGGCAGAUGGUAAAAAGUGAAAUUAGCCUGUGAACAAUUGAUACUGAAUUGUUUUUGUACAAUUUUGUGCAGUUUAACCUGGUGCCACAAAGUAAAGUAAAUUUUAAGGGUAUCUAAGUAGUUAAACGUUGUGUAUGAUAAAACCCCUGGUAGUACAAAAUACAUUUCUGACAACUAUUAAAGUAUUUUUUUUUUGCUUUGAAA
This is a messenger RNA of Bacillus rossius redtenbacheri, 12154 nucleotides long. RefSeq names its product protein C-mannosyl-transferase DPY19L1. The transcript has 14 exons. The coding region runs from base 70 to 2259 and encodes 729 amino acids. Gene Ontology annotation, cellular component: nuclear inner membrane. Gene Ontology annotation, molecular function: mannosyltransferase activity. The record is from RefSeq and is a predicted model, not a curated record. Lineage: Eukaryota; Metazoa; Arthropoda; Insecta; Phasmatodea; Bacillidae.